UUUAAACCCGAGCCGUCCGUCCCGUCGGUUGGUCGGUCCCAUCAUUUGGUCCCGUUCCCGGGACUCAGCACCAGAGUCGCUGCCGCCUCCGCCAGCCACAAUGACUGACGGGUCUCGCUCUGAUGUGGGGCGAUGGGGUAUGAGCUCCUGGCAGCCCAGUGUCACACCUUCUCCGGAGCCAGAACCAGACACCAGAUCCCGGUCAGGACGCUCCUUCUGGGCCCGAUGCUGCAGCUGCUGUUCCUGCCGAGGUGGAGGUGAUGAUGACUGGGGCCCAGAGCCUGCAGGCCCCCGAGGAGGUUCAGGGUCUCGAGGCUCGGGGUCUCGAGGCUCGGGAUCUCGAGGAGGCUCUGGUCGGCCGGGCUCUCGAGGCAGUGGAGGCAAUGCAGGCCAUGCAGCAGGCACCGGCGCCGCCCGAGAUGGCAUGCUGGUGGUGACCGGGGUGGACCUGAUGUGUACUCGAUCUGAUCAGAACCGGCGGGAACACCACACGGAGGAGUACGAAUAUGAUGACCUGAUUAUUCGACGGGGGCAGCCUUUCUGCCUCACCGUCAGCCUGUCCCGGCCCUACUCAUCUUCGGACAAAAUGGCCCUUGAGCUGCUUAUCGGUGCCAACCCUGAAAUAGGAAAGGGCACGCAUGUGAUCAUCCCUGUGGGCAAGGGAGGCAGUGGAGGCUGGAAGGCCCAGGUGCUCAAGUCCAACGGGCAGCAUGUGGAUCUAAAGGUCCAUGUAUCCCCCAAUGCCAUCGUGGGCAAGUUCCGCUUCACUGUCCGCACUCGUACGGAGGCCGGAGAGUACCAGAUGCCCUUCGACCCCAAAAAUGAGAUCUACAUCCUCUUCAACCCUUGGUGUCCUGAUGAUCCUGUGUAUGUGGAACAUGAAAACUGGCGUCAUGAGUAUGUGCUUAAUGAAUCUGGUCGCAUUUACUAUGGCACAGAGGCACAGAUUGGAGAGCGCACCUGGAACUACGGCCAAUUUGACCACGGAGUACUAGAUGCCUGUCUCUACAUCUUGGACCGAAGAGGAAUGCCCUAUGCAGGGCGGGGGGACCCUGUUAGUGUGUCCCGUGUCAUUUCUGCCAUGGUGAACUCUCUAGAUGACAAUGGAGUGUUGAUCGGAAACUGGUCUGGGGAUUACUCCAGAGGCACUAACCCCUCGGCUUGGGUGGGCAGCGUGGAGAUCCUCCUGAGUUACCUUCGAACGGGCUACUCUGUCCCCUAUGGCCAGUGCUGGGUUUUUGCUGGUGUUACCACCACAGUGCUCCGAUGCCUCGGGAUUGCCACCAGGACUGUCACCAACUAUAACUCAGCUCAUGAUACGGACACCUCCCUCACCAUGGACAUUUAUUUUGAUGAGAACAUGAAGCCACUGGAACACUUGAACCACGAUUCUGUCUGGAACUUUCAUGUCUGGAACGACUGUUGGAUGAGACGGUCAGACCUGCCCUCAGGCUUUGAUGGCUGGCAGGUGGUGGAUGCCACCCCCCAGGAAACCAGCAGUGGCAUCUUCUGUUGUGGCCCCUGCUCAGUGGAGUCAGUUAAGAAUGGCCUGGUCUACAUGAAAUACGACACGCCUUUCAUCUUUGCCGAGGUGAACAGUGACAAAGUCUACUGGCAACGGCAGGACGACGGCAGCUUCAAGAUCGUCUACGUGGAAGAGAAGGCCAUUGGGACCCUCAUCUGCACCAAAGCCGUGGGCUCCAACAUGAGGGAGGACAUCACUCACAUCUACAAGCAUCCUGAAGGAUCUGAUGCAGAGAGGAAGGCAGUAGAGACGGCAACAGCCCAUGGCAGCAAACCCAAUGUAUAUGCAACCCGGGACUCAUCAGAUGAUGUGUCCGUCCAGGUGGAGACACAAGAUGCUGUGAUGGGACAAGACCUCCUGCUCUGCGUGGUGCUGACCAACCGUGGAAGCAGCCGGCGUACUGUAAAAUUACACCUCUACCUCUCCGUCACCUUCUACACUGGUGUCACCGGCUCCGUCUUCAAAGACAGCAAGAAGGAGGUGGCGAUAUCCCCUGGAAGCUCUGAGCGCGUGACAUUGCCGGUGGCUUACUCGGAGUACCGGCCGCAUCUGGUGGAUCAGGGAGCUAUGCUGCUGAAUAUAUCAGGAAACGUAAAAGAGAAUGGGCAGAUGAUAGCCAAGCAACACACCUUCCGCCUUCGAACCCCUGACCUUUCCCUUACGGUAUUGGGGGCAGCAGUGGUGGGCCAGGAGACUGAGGUACAGAUUAUCUUCAGGAAUCCACUACCUGUCACUCUCACCAAAGUGGUCUUCCGACUCGAGGGCUCCGGACUCCAGAGGCCCAAGGUUCUCAAUGUUGGAGACAUUGGGGGCAAUGAAACAGUGACGCUGCGUCAGACCUUCGUGCCGGUGCGGCCUGGUCGACGGCAGCUCAUCGCCAGCUUGGACAGCCCUCAGCUCUCCCAGGUGCAUGGAGUCAUCGAGGUGGACGUGGCCCCUGCUUCUGGCGGGGGCUUCUUCUCCAGUGACCGGGGUAGCAGCCGCUCCGGGGAAAAUAUCCCGAUGGCGCCUCGAGGAGGAGCCUAGCCGCAGAACAGAUAUGGGACAGAAGCCAUAGGAGCAUGGACACUUCAGUGAGGCAGGGGGCUGGCACAGAGGACGCCUCGUGGCCUGGGAAGGAAGGCCCAGGAGGCCGGGGGUGGGAUCCAACUUUCACACACUCUGUGUGGCAUUGAAGGUAAUAAAGAUUGUUUUUGUUUUUGUUUUUUUAGUGAAA
Monodelphis domestica (gray short-tailed opossum) is the source of this 2741-nucleotide messenger RNA. RefSeq names its product transglutaminase 1 (gene TGM1). NCBI's taxonomy places the organism in Eukaryota, Metazoa, Chordata, Mammalia, Didelphimorphia, Didelphidae. Gene Ontology annotation, biological process: peptide cross-linking. Gene Ontology annotation, molecular function: protein-glutamine gamma-glutamyltransferase activity. The record is from RefSeq and is a predicted model, not a curated record.